Molecule: messenger RNA, 1140 nt
Organism: Lobosporangium transversale
Lineage: Eukaryota; Fungi; Mortierellomycota; Mortierellomycetes; Mortierellales; Mortierellaceae
Exons: 3
Coding region: 1-1140 (379 amino acids)
Source: RefSeq, a predicted model, not a curated record
AUGAAGGAUAUAGGCGCAGCGUCAAUGUCCAAUAGGACAGCCGAACCAAAGCAACAAGAAGUGACAGCAGCAAUAACAAAUGUAGUGUACAUCCCUGCGACACCAGGAACGCAAUUUGGCGGAGAACUCUUUGACAGGACAGUGGUUCGACUCUCGGCAUCGCGCUACUUCCCGAAACGUCUUGUGGAAAUAUGCAUUUUGAUGGUAGAAAUCAUCAUACUAAAUAUACCUGAAUGGAUAUUGGGAGAGAAAGGCCUGCCAAACGUGCCUCCAGUCGAAAAGCGGAUUGCAAGUUCUAUCGCCUCCAGCAAAGUGGUGAUUGCAGAUGCAGUUUCCAAAGGCGAACGACGCAAGGUAGCUGUAAUAACAGGCGAUAGGGCGACCGAAGCUGGUAUUCAAGCGGUUAAAUCAAUCAAAGCCAAGACGGGUAACAUGAACGUGGAGUUCCUCUAUCUUGAUCUCGGUUCCCUCAAGGACGUACAGGCCUUUGUGCAGAACGUAUCCAAGCGCACCUCUGCUGUUGACCUUCUUAUCAACAAUGCUGGCGUGAUGGAUUUACCAAAUUUCCGGCCCACGGCUGAAGGUCAUGACAGCCAAUUUGGAAUCAAUCAUUUGGGGCACUAUUUCCUUACAUAUCUGCUGUUACCCUUAGUCAAGAAAGCACCUAAGGCCCGCAUUGUGAUGCUGACAUCAUCAGCGCACUAUGGGGCGACUGAGAUCAAUUAUCGUGGCAUUACAUCUGCCAAGUAUUAUGAUCGUAUCCAUAACUAUUGCUCAUCUAAGCUGGCAACCGUGCUGUUUGUCCGUCAUCUAGCUCGUAGCCUUGCUAAGACACAUCCUAAUAUCACCGUAAACUGCCUGCACCCUGGCGUGUGCUACACAGGGCUAUUCAACUAUUCCUGGACAUUGUACAUUAUUACACGACUCGGCUUCAAAUAUCUGUUGAGGACACCAACACGGGGCGCGAGAACAGUCUUGUAUCUUGCGUUGAGUGAAGAGGUCGAAGGGAUCUCUGGAGAGUUUUGGUUUGAUGAACGAAUCCGACAGCGUAACCCUGUAGCUAAUGAUUUAAAUCUUCAGAAGGAGUUGAUGAGGUAUAGCAACAAGGCUGUCGGCUUUAUGGAAGACCAGGAUCUGUAG